UAAGUCUUGCGGCGGACGUUAAGUUCGAAAUGGCCAAUAGUUGAUCAAAGUGGCAAGUUUAAAUCCUGAAUGGCGGAAGGAGCCGGAAAAGUUGGAGUCAGAGCAGUGGUCAACUUGUCUACCGCUCUUCCCUGGCUCUGGUUACACAGCACUGCAUCUCUAUGGCACAGUUUCUCUUUGAGAGUGAUUUGCACGGGCUGUUGAAACUCGAUGCCCCAAUAUCAAACGUACCCCCUGCACGGUGGCAGCGUAAGGCUAAGGAUGGUGCUGCUCCCAGCACUGGAACUGCCUCAGAUGCCACAGCUCCUUCACCUAUGAAGCCAACUAACAGGCCUCAUAGUACCAGCAAGACUCCCUCCAAAACACCAGGCAAGUCUGGUUCCAAAUCACAAAAUACUCCAAACAAAACUGGAGGUGAUAGAUACAUCCCUAACCGUAGUGCUAUGCAAAUGGAUGUGGCCAAUUUUCUCCUAACCAAAGAGGAGUCCUCUGAGGAGACACCCACCAAGAAGGAGCAUCAGAAAGCCUGGGCAAUGAAUCUUAAUGGUUUUGAUGUAGAAGAGGCAAAAAUCCUGCGACUCAGUGGGAAACCUCAGAAUGCCCCUGAAGGAUACCAGAACAAUCUCAAAGUGCUCUAUAGCCAGAAGAGCACGCCAGGCUCCACAAGGAAAAUAAGCAGAUACAUAGCUUCUGUGUCAGAGCGGAUUCUAGAUGCCCCAGACAUUCGAAAUGAUUACUAUCUGAACCUAGUUGAUUGGAGUUCCCUCAACUUUUUGGCUGUGGCUCUGGAUAGAUCAGUGUAUCUGUGGAAUUAUGAUUCCCGAGAAAUAAUCCAGCUCAUGCAGAUGGAAAACUCGGAUGACUACAUCUCUUCGGUUUCAUGGAUCAAAGAAGGAAAUUACCUUGCAAUUGGCACAAGUAAUGCUGAGGUCCAGUUAUGGGACAUCCAGCAGAAGAAGCGUCUACGAAAUAUGGUCAGCCAUUCAUCCCGUGUGAGUUCUCUAAGUUGGAAUAGCUACAUCCUGUCCAGUGGAUCACGGACUGGUCACAUACAUCAUCAUGACGUCCGUGUGGCAGAACACCAUGUGGCAACACUUGCUGGUCAUACUCAAGAAGUAUGUGGGCUCAAAUGGGCACCUGAUGGCCGUUACUUAGCCAGUGGAGGAAAUGACAAUCUCGUAAACAUAUGGUCAGUUGCCCAAGGGGACAACUGGUCACCUCGUCCUGUGCAGACUUUUACACAACAUCAGGGAGCUGUUAAGGCUGUGGCUUGGAGUCCAUGGCAAGCCAAUGUGCUGGCUACAGGAGGUGGAACAAGCGACCGGCACAUAAGGAUCUGGAAUGUGUGCUCUGGGACCUGUCUCAACACAGUAGAUGCACAGUCCCAGGUAUGUGCAGUACUAUGGUCUACAAACUACAAAGAACUUGUAUCUGGUCAUGGCUUUGCUCAGAACCAGCUGGUAGUGUGGAAAUACCCAUCCAUGUCAAAGGUCACUGAGUUGAAAGGUCACACUGCUAGAGUGCUAAGCUUGACCAUGAGUCCAGAUGGAACCACAGUUGCUUCAGCAGCAGCAGAUGAAACACUCAGGCUUUGGCGCUGCUUUGAGUUGGACCCAGCACGUAAGAAGGAGAAAGAGAGCAGCACUAAAACCAGCAUUAUCCACCAAGGAAUUCGCUGAGUUUCAUCCAGCUCCCUCCCAACUUAUUGCUUUAUGUACAGAAUUUUAAACUAUUAAUAAAUAUUUCACUCUCCUCUAGAAAUAGUGUUGGUAUAUGGGUUGAUAUAUGAAUCACAAAGUGGUGUGAGUGCCUUUAAUUGAUAUUGGCUGUUUGCUAGGACUUGGCCUGUAUACCGUUGUAAUAAAAAUAAACUAACUAUUGAAGAAAAAUUAAGACCAGACUGUUCCUCCUGAAUCCAACUGUAGUCAGAAUCCAACUGUAGUCAGCCUCCAACUGAUAAGAAUUUGCUCCUUCUCUAAAUCACUGAGACAGCUUUAUCACUAGGUAAAUUGCCUUAGGUUUGGUCUUUUCCUAGCUUUCAAGGAACAAUUCAGCUUCUCUCUUCCACCCCUCUUGAGUUGUGGGACAGAUCAGGUUCCAGAACUGAGUGUUAACCUGGAAUAUUAGUUUGGGAUCUGAAGUAUAUUUUCAAGUCAUGAUUUAAGCUGCUGCCACCCUGCCCCACACAUCAGAUGCAGAACCCUCGAGCUCUGUAGGAUGAUUGCAACAAUUUAUCAAUCUGUCAUCCUCAAGAUGCAAUGUCCUGUUACAGAACAACUGUUCUAAGUUAUGUUGUACUGGGAAAUACAUAACAGAAUUUUGUCUUGCCAAGUGUUGUUGCCUUAUACCAGACAGACAGACAUUGCAAUCUUGCUGUUAACUUGCCUAACUGAACUCAGUGAUUUUACUGAACCAUGUGCACUGAUAUUUAAGAUUCUGUUCUUCCAAAACUAUUUUCUUUGAACUCAGCCUCAGUAAUCUUGGAAUAGCUGCUCAAUUAUCCUGACAGUUAAUCCUUCUACUCCUUUGCUUCUUAUCUCUUGCACCUCGUUUAAACUCAAGGCAUUCUAAUAUCCCAAACAUGCUGAUAGAGGAGUCUAUCCCUCCUGUUUUUUCCUCCCCACUCAAUCAAAGCAACUGUAACCCAAACUCUCAUACAAAUGCAAUUCCUUAUUUCUUCAGGCUAGAUCAUUCAGGUUUUAGUUCACCUUUAUCAAGAUUUUACUGCCUUCUGAUUCAGUGGUGAAAACAAUCUGCAAGAGUCACUCGUCACUUCCUUAUGCCUAACUCUCGCUCCUUUAUCUAGUUUUCAGGAUUGAGUCCAGCUAAGGACUAUCUGCCUGGCACCACUUUAGUACUAAGCCCUGGUCAAUGAAAAUACAGUAGCUAACAUCUCAGCUUUGCUACCUAGGGGCCAAAUUAUCAGGAAAUAAAUUAAGUCUCCAGGCAUUACAACAAACCUAGUUUACCACAAUCCUAUAUAUUUGGAUAGAGGUCAGCUUAAAAGUUAUCUGUUUAAGUAGACAGGAUGUGUUCAAUGAAUUCAAAACGCUAGGAUGGGACAUCUCUGUCUAUACCUUCUAGUGUAAAUGUUAACAUUUUUAUAACAUCAGAAAUUGCCAAUAAUUUGUGUUGAUACACAAUUCAGCUAUGAAUUCAUGCUGUAAUUUGCUAUACUUACAUGGGUGAGACACUAAUUUGUUAGGUUUGGUUCGAUAAUGCUUAAAAGGGAAAAGAAUAUUCUUCUGACAUGAAAACUCUACUUUCACCAAAUAGUGGUUCCAUUACCACUCUGAAGGGUGACACCACAAUGAGUAGGCCAUAUGCAAGUAUGGAUGCUUCUGGCUUUGGAGAGAAAGAGAUGCCACUUACCAGUCCUUCAGGUUAAGGAUUCUGUCUCCUAGGUAGAACAGAGUACUAAUCUUUGGAAUUAGUGUCUGACAGUCAAGUAGAAAAAAUAUAGUAAGCAAAA
Molecule: messenger RNA, 3472 nt
Organism: Candoia aspera
Lineage: Eukaryota; Metazoa; Chordata; Lepidosauria; Squamata; Candoiidae
Gene: CDC20
Product: cell division cycle 20
Exons: 11
Coding region: 162-1679 (505 amino acids)
Biological process (GO): positive regulation of anaphase-promoting complex-dependent catabolic process; anaphase-promoting complex-dependent catabolic process; positive regulation of ubiquitin protein ligase activity
Cellular component (GO): anaphase-promoting complex
Molecular function (GO): anaphase-promoting complex binding; ubiquitin ligase activator activity; protein binding
Source: RefSeq, a predicted model, not a curated record